AUGAUGGAAAUGAAAGUUUUGUAGAUAUAAAUGCUCCAUGAACAGCUUAUACAAGUUGAAGAUUUAAACAUGGAGAUACUAUUUUGUAAUCAAAGUAUAGCUACUAGUUGUGGAUAUACACUUACUAGUACUGAUGAUACGUAAAAUUAGAAUUAUUAUAAUUAAAUUUCUACAAAAUCAGGUGAUUUAUAGAGAUAUACUACAGCUUUACAGGUUCAUGUUCAGCUAGAGUAAUCUAAGGGUGAAUUUCUUAAACAAUAUCUUAUGUAAAAAUUACAAUAGAACAACUUUAUAUAAAUUAAAUUGAGCGUACUUAUUUUGUUACACUACUUUGAGUUAAUGUUCAUCAUACACAAUUCGAACUGGUGCUAAAGAGAAACUUAUAUAGUGCAAUGAAAUGUUCAUAAUUGCAGUUACUCCAACUAAAUGUUCAUUUGAUGCAGAUGUAAGCACAAAAAAAUGUUCUAAUAUAGGCACUUGUGAAGAGUUCAUUCACUUGCCAACACUUCAUUAAAUAUUUAUUUCUAAAUUUAAUUGAUGAUUGUUACUCACUUGGCUGUCCAAAACCUUAACUAUUAGUUGAAGAUAUUUGGUAAUAACUUUAAGAUAUAAUUGAUCACACAACUAAAAGAAUUUUUAUUAUAUUACUUUACAUCGCAAAAUAAUUAUAUUAUUUCAUCUUUAAGACUUAUGUCAAUUCAAUAAAUUAUAUUCCAUUGAAGAAUUAUUAGUUAAGUACUUAAAUAGUUAAUAAUUGUCACAUCAUUGGAAAGUAAAAGAAAAUAGUUAUAAUUAUUAUGAAACUUCAUAAAUCUCUCCAACUUGAAAGUGAGUAAAACAAUAAAUGUAAUUUUAGUUUAGGAUAUUGGAUGAUUGUCGAAAUUGAUAAAUGA
Messenger RNA from Paramecium pentaurelia, 893 nucleotides. Lineage: Eukaryota; Ciliophora; Oligohymenophorea; Peniculida; Parameciidae. The record is from the annotation of a GenBank genome assembly.